GAGCGUGACAACUUUACUAAACGUGAAACCCAACAACCGGCGGAGGCAAGCCAAACGGAUUAAGGAUUACAUUAGCGAGAUCUCCACGCACCCCGUAGUGUACCCUCUCUCUCCCCUCCCCAAAUCCAAGGUCUGUAGGUCUGGCGUGCCUCGAUUGAUCCCCGAAACCCUCUUCGCCUUAUCUCCUUCCCUCCAUGGCCACCAUCGUCCUCGAUUCGCUGACGGUUCCCCAUCCUCAUCACGGUUUACCGCCGGCUUCCGCUUCGAGGGGGGCGGCGGCUUGCUCUCCUCUCGGCCGCCGAGGAGUGGGGCUUCUGCCGGAAUUCAAGGGCCUGAGGAUCGCAACGCGUCCUCUGAAGGCAGCGGCCUCAGCGAAUGGGGCGUCGGGAUCGAGGGUGGUUCGCCGGCGAGCCGUGGUUUGCGAUGCUCAGGAGACGACGAUCCAAGGUAUUUGGACUUGCGUCUGCUGUUCAUUCACAAACAGGACUUAUAGACCAUUUUCUCCUACAACUUGCAUUCCAGAUGUGACCAACACUACAUGGCAGUCACUUGUCACGGAGUGCGAUAUUCCAGUGCUUGUGGAGUUUUGGGCUUCAUGGUGCGGACCCUGCCGAAUGAUUGAUCCUGUGAUUGGCAAACUGUCAAAGGCCUAUGAAGGAAAGCUGAAAUGCUACAAGCUCAACACCGAUGAAAACCCUGACAUAGCGACCCAGUAUGGGAUUCGAAGUAUCCCGACUAUGAUGAUAUUUAAGAAUGGCGAGAAGAAAGAUGCAGUGAUUGGGGCCGUGCCAGAAAGUACUUUAAUUAUGUGCAUUGAGAAAUUCAUAGAGAGGUAAAUUUGUUCAUUUUCAAGAACUGAACGUCUUCAAUUAAUUAUUUGGAGCUAGCUGGUAGUGUUGGUUUAUCUUUUCACUGGGUCAUUAUAGCUCUAUGUAUAUAGGUAUGGAGAUUAAAGGUGGUCUUGUCUUACAAUGUCAAUAUUUGAAAAUUGAUGGCAAUAAGUAUUGCUUGUAAUGAAGGUUGACGGACUCUGUUGACAACACAGUUUUCUUAUUCUAUUCCACAAUGUUGUUUCUCUCUUUUACUGCCA
Molecule: messenger RNA, 1090 nt
Organism: Elaeis guineensis (African oil palm)
Lineage: Eukaryota; Viridiplantae; Streptophyta; Magnoliopsida; Arecales; Arecaceae
Product: thioredoxin M1, chloroplastic
Cellular component (GO): cytoplasm
Molecular function (GO): protein-disulfide reductase activity
Source: RefSeq, a predicted model, not a curated record